Ziziphus jujuba (common jujube) is the source of this 2399-nucleotide messenger RNA. RefSeq names its product BTB/POZ domain-containing protein At5g03250. The coding region runs from base 278 to 2167 and encodes 629 amino acids. The record is from RefSeq and is a predicted model, not a curated record. Gene Ontology annotation, molecular function: protein binding. The transcript is spliced from 4 exons. Lineage: Eukaryota; Viridiplantae; Streptophyta; Magnoliopsida; Rosales; Rhamnaceae.
UGUCCCCCAAACAAACGCUGCCUUUUUCCAUGUAACAGCAGGAACCGAUUUUUCUCCUAGAUUUUCCCCUUUGGACUCGGGACCAUUAUCUCUUCCCUUUCCCCGAAAAGCUGUGAAAAUUGCUGAGAAAAGAAGAGAAGCCAUUUUCACUCACUGACUUUUUCCAUCCUUAUCAUCCUUUCUUUCCUCUUUCGAUCUCUUACCACAACAUCUUUGUCACUCUAAAAAGCACAGCUCAUUUUGAUGAUUUUGAAGAACAGUCAUUAAAGCUAAAUACAUGGCGUGCAUGAAGUUGGGAUCCAAACCUGACGUCUUUCACCUCGACGGCCAAACAUGGCUUUGCUCAAGUGGACUUCCAAGCGAUGUCAUCAUUGAAGUUGGAGAGCUAUCUUUCCAUCUCCACAAGUUUCCAUUGCUAUCAAGAAGUGGGUUAUUAGAAACUCUUAUGGGGGAAUUAUCCGGAGGAGAUGAGAAUAAAUGUGUUCUGCAUCUUCAUGACAUACCUGGUGGACCCAGAGCCCUUUUGCUUGUGGCCAAGUUCUGUUAUGGUGUGAAAAUAGAACUCAGUGCAUCAAAUAUAGUUAGUCUUAGGUGCGCCGCAGAGUACAUGCGGAUGACUGAAGAACAUGGAGAGGGAAAUCUUAUUGUGCAAACCGAAAACUUUUUGAAUGAAAUCUUUGGAAAUUGGACAGACUCAAUUAAAGUCUUAGAAAAUUGUGAAGAGGUUUUACAACAAGCGGAAGAGCUGCAUAUUGUUUCUAGAUGCAUAAACUCAUUGGCAAUGAAAGCUUGUGCAGAUCCAAGUUUGUUCAGUUGGCCUAUGGCCGGACAGAGUGCAAGGCAGAGCCCAGAAGGCACUGCAUUCUGGAAUGGAAUAUGCACGACUGCCAAACCGCAUCCUUUAAGUGAGGACUGGUGGUAUGAUGAUGUGUGCUUUCUGAGGUUACCUCUGUAUAGACGUCUAAUUCAGGCCGUUGAAAUGGGAGGUAUGAAACCGGACAGGAUUGCUGGUUCCCUCAUUCACUAUGCAAAAAGGCAUCUUUCCUUAUUGUGUAGGCAAUCAAGCCUGCAAAAUGGAAACCGUUCGGCCCCUGGAACGACCAUUUCUGUGCCAUCUGAUGCAGAUCAAAGGAAUCUUCUCGAAGAAUUAGUGGAAUUACUACCUGAUCAAAAGGGUGUGACACCUACCAAUUUCCUGCUUAGGCUUCUAAGGACCUCUAUGAUCUUGCAUGCAAGUCCUUCAUGCCGAGAGAAUUUAGAAAAACGUAUUGGUGCCCAGUUGGAUCAAGCAGUUCUGGAAGAUCUUCUUAUACCAAAUAUGGGGUAUUCAGUGGAGACUCUCUAUGAUAUCGAUUGUAUUCAGAGGAUUCUUGAUCACUUCAUGCUGUUGGAUCGUGAUUCAACCGACUGUGCUUCGAAUUUUGUAGAUGAAGGCCAAUUGAUGGGAGGUUCUCAUCCACUGACCCCAAUGACUAUGGUGGCUAAUCUGGUAGAUGGGUAUCUUGCUGAGGUGGCACCUGAUGUAAAUUUGAAGUUACCUAAAUUUCAGUCACUGGCUGCUGUUAUCCCUGAAUAUGCGAGGCCAUUAGAUGAUGGAAUUUACCGUGCUAUUGAUAUAUACCUCAAGGCUCAUCCCUGGCUUACAGACUCUGAGAGGGAACAAAUCUGCAGGCUCAUGAACUGCCAGAAGCUCUCACUAGAAGCCAGCACUCAUGCCGCUCAGAACGAAAGGCUACCUCUCCGUGUCAUUGUCCAAGUUCUAUUCUUUGAACAGCUUCGUCUCCGCACCUCCAUUGCUGGCUGGUUCUUUGUUUCGGACAACCUUGGAAACUCCCAAAACCCAAGUGGGAAUCUUACACUUGCAAGAAAUGAGGCAUCCAUCCAGACCGGCACUGCUCAAGAUCAAACUAUAGCAGUUGAAAGCAUGAGGGAGAAGGUUUCUGAGCUUGAGAAAGAGUGUUUGAACAUGAGAGAAGAGAUUGAAAAGUUGGUAAAAACCAAGGGAAGUUGGAAUGCGAUCUUGAAGAAGUUGGGGUUUAGAGUAAAGUCCAAGUCAUGUGAGGCAAAAGUAUCCAAGAAAUGCAUUAACACCAAACAAUCACCACCAUCAACAGAACCCCAAAUGAAUGGAGGUAAAACCCAAAAAAAUGGUGAAUUUGAAGGUUGAAUUUUUUAAACUAGCAUAAUAGAAUGAACUUUGUUUUAUUUUUUUAUUUUUUAGCUCCAUAAAUUACCUUCCUAAGGCUAAUGAGUUUUUGCCUAAUUGUUUGUGGUUUUAGGCAAAAAAAUGUAGCCUGUUAUUAGUUUGUUAUAUUUAGUAACAUUCCAUUGUAAUACAAAACCACUUUCUCUAGAGAAAUUGCCAAUGUGUGUGUCUCUCUUGUGGAUUGAAUAGUAAA